Molecule: messenger RNA, 1948 nt
Organism: Perca flavescens (yellow perch)
Lineage: Eukaryota; Metazoa; Chordata; Actinopteri; Perciformes; Percidae
Gene: b4galt6
Product: UDP-Gal:betaGlcNAc beta 1,4- galactosyltransferase, polypeptide 6
Exons: 9
Coding region: 683-1831 (382 amino acids)
Biological process (GO): glycosphingolipid biosynthetic process; carbohydrate metabolic process
Cellular component (GO): Golgi apparatus
Molecular function (GO): UDP-galactose:glucosylceramide beta-1,4-galactosyltransferase activity
Source: RefSeq, a predicted model, not a curated record
GGGAACGGGUGGUUACGCCCACCGGAAAACUGUCUCUGCAGUGCCAGCAGAAAAUGAAAAGGAGGCAGGCUCGACAUCUCUUUUAUUGAGUUUAUUUCUCAUAUCGAUUAUCCUGCCCGUUUGUGUUUUGAAUGCCACAGUCGUGCGGAGACACCCGGUGGCAUGACUGGACUCCCGAGUGCGCGGUUUGAUGAAGUAGUGCGCCGCCUGAGCUGGAAACAUCGCGCCGGCCGAGAGUAGAGCUGUGUGGGUGAAGGCAGAGCGUUUCUGCCUCCUUCAAUGACCAACCUUCAGUGCUGGCGAUAAAAGCUUCGCUGGCGACACCGUAACCAACCAUGGGAGGCUACCAUGAGUACCCUUAAUUAGCUUGCUGCCCAGCUCUUAGCCCGUAGGAUAACGGUUUCACUAUGGCCGACCGGCGGUGCUCCAUGCGCCUUUUAGUCGCCUGAUAUUAACCCGACAGGCCUGCUUUUUCCAUCUGGAAGUUUCUUGGCAGGGGAAAGCAGGCCAGCUAGCAUCGCUAGCGUUUGCCUUUCCCGUGCUGCAUCUCUGGGCUUUAACGGUGCAGAUUUGCCCAUGACCACACCGUUGACACUGCAGUCCAACAAUUCGGGGACUUUUUAAUUCCAAGAAGUAUUUUAUGGGAUUUAUAUCGGCGAAUGAGAGACGGGCCUAAGCCAAGAUGGUGAACUGGAGGCGGCUGCUGCGAAUGUCCAACCGAUCGUUUCUGGCCUUCAUAUUCUUCUUCUCCAUGUCCACCACUUGUCUCUACUUCAUUUACGUGGCUCCUGGAAUAGCCAACACGUACUUCUUCAUGGUGCAGGCUCAGGGCAUCAUGUUGAGGGACAAUGUGAGGACCAUCGGCCAGAUGAUCCGGUUGUACACCAACAAGAACAGUACACUCAACGGGACGGACUAUCCUGACGGCAGUAACUCCAGUGAAUACCUGGUGCAGCCAACCACGUACCUCCCUGAGAACUUCACCUACGCCCAGAACCUCCCCUGCCCACAGCGAUUACCUUCUAUGAAGGGCCUUAUGGAAGUGAACAUGACAGAGAUCCCUAUGGAGGAGAUAGAACUCCAGUUCUCCAAGUUCUUUGACAUGGAGUUUGGAGGCCAUUGGAAACCAAAGGACUGCAGACCUCGCUGGAAGGUGGCCAUCCUGAUUCCAUUUAGAAACCGGCAUGAACAUCUCCCCAUCCUAUUCCAACACCUCAUCCCCAUGCUGCAGAGACAGCGGCUGCAGUUUGCCUUCUACGUCAUCGAACAGAGCGGGAGCCAGCCCUUCAACAGAGCCAUGCUGUUUAACGUGGGCUUCCUGGAGGCCAUGAAGGACUUGGACUGGGACUGCCUGAUCUUCCACGAUGUUGACCACAUCCCUGAGAACGACCGAAACUACUACGGCUGUGGUCAGAUGCCCCGCCACUUUGCUGCCAAGCUGGACAAAUACAUGUACAUUCUUCCAUACAGCGAGUUCUUUGGUGGGGUGAGUGGACUCACUGUGGAGCAGUUUCGCAAGAUUAACGGCUUUCCCAAUGCAUUCUGGGGCUGGGGAGGAGAGGAUGACGACUUGUGGAACAGGGUUCACUAUGCUGGUUUGAAUGUCACGCGACCGGAUGGAGAGAUCGGCAAGUACAAGUCCAUUCCUCACCACCACAGAGGGGAGGUGCAGUUCCUCGGGAGGUAUAAGCUGCUGAGGUAUUCCAAAGAGCGCCAACACCUGGACGGCCUCAACAACCUCCACUACAGCCCCCACAUCUCCCUCAGCAGCCUCUACAAGAACGUCACGGUGGAGCUGUCCCCCGAGCUUGCCCCCAUCAUAGACUACUGAACUGCCCCCGGCCCGUCCUCCACACCCCCCAGGCCACCGAGUUCCCCUCCGGCCUGGCCUCCCAGCAUUCGGUCAUUCAGAGGCAGAGAGGUGGGGGAGGGGGGGGUGCACAGGCCG